Molecule: messenger RNA, 1545 nt
Organism: Serinus canaria (Common canary)
Lineage: Eukaryota; Metazoa; Chordata; Aves; Passeriformes; Fringillidae
Gene: RPE65
Product: retinoid isomerohydrolase RPE65
Exons: 12
Coding region: 217-1542 (441 amino acids)
Biological process (GO): retinal metabolic process; zeaxanthin biosynthetic process
Molecular function (GO): beta-carotene 15,15'-dioxygenase activity; all-trans-retinyl-ester hydrolase, 11-cis retinol forming activity; retinol isomerase activity
Source: RefSeq, a predicted model, not a curated record
UGCUGUGCCCAUCCCAACGCUGGGUCUCCCACAGGCAGGAUUCCCACCUGGCUGCGAGGAAGCCUCCUGAGAUGUGGUCCUGGCUUGUUUGAGGUGGGCUCAGAGCCCUUCUACCACCUCUUUGAUGGCCAGGCACUGCUCCACAAGUUCGACUUCAAGGAGGGGCACGUCACCUACCACCGAAGGUUUGUCCGGACUGACGCCUACGUGCGAGCCAUGACGGAGAAGAGGAUCGUGAUAACAGAGUUUGGUACCUACGCCUACCCAGACCCCUGCAAGAACAUCUUCUCCAGGUUUUUCUCCUACUUCAAAGGUGUGGAGGUGACGGAUAACGCCCUGGUGAAUGUCUACCCUGUGGGUGAGGAUUACUACGCCUGUACUGAGACCAACUUCAUCACCAGGAUCAACCCAGACACCCUGGAGACCAUCAAGCAGGUGGAUCUCUGUAAAUACGUGUCUGUCAAUGGGGCAACAGCUCAUCCCCACAUUGAGAAUGAUGGCACCGUUUACAACAUUGGCAAUUGCUUUGGGAAAAACUUUGCCCUGGCCUACAACAUCAUCCGGAUUCCUCCUCUGCAGGCAGACAAGGAAGACCCCAUAAACAAGUCCGAGGUGGUGGUGCAGUUCCCCUGCAGUGACAGGUUUAAGCCCUCCUAUGUCCACAGCUUUGGGCUGACCCCAAAUUACAUCGUGUUUGUGGAGACCCCAGUGAAAAUCAACCUCCUCAAGUUCCUCUCCUCCUGGAGCCUGUGGGGAGCCAACUACAUGGACUGCUUUGAGUCCAACGAGACCAUGGGGGUGUGGCUUCACGUGGCAGAGAAGAAGAAAGGCAGGCUCCUCAACCUCAAGUACCGCACCUCGGCCUUCAACCUCUUCCACCACAUCAACACCUACGAGGACAACGGGUUCCUGAUCGUGGACCUGUGCACCUGGAAGGGGUUUGAGUUUGUCUACAACUACCUGUACCUGGCCAACCUCCGGGCCAACUGGGACGAGGUGAAGCGGCAGGCGGAGAAGGCGCCGCAGCCCGAGGCCCGCAGAUACGUCCUGCCCCUGAGCAUCGACAAGGCUGACACAGGGAAGAACCUGGUCACCCUGCCCUACACAACAGCCACAGCGACCCUGCGCAGUGAUGAGACCAUCUGGCUGGAGCCAGAGGUGAUUUUCUCAGGGCCACGUCAUGCCUUUGAAUUCCCCCAGAUCAACUACAGGAAGUACGGAGGGAAGCCGUACACGUACACCUACGGGCUGGGGCUGAACCACUUUGUCCCAGACAGGCUUUGCAAGCUGAACGUGAAAACCAAGGAGACCUGGGUGUGGCAGGAGCCGGAUGCGUACCCGUCGGAGCCGAUCUUUGUUUCCCACCCGGAUGCGCUGGAGGAAGAUGAUGGGGUGGUGCUGAGCAUCGUGAUCAGCCCGGGGGCGGGGCCCAAGCCCGCCUACCUCCUCAUCCUCAGCGCCAAAGACAUGAGCGAGGUGGCCAGGGCCGAGGUGGAGGUGAACAUUCCCGUGACAUUCCAUGGGCUCUUCAAGAGAGCGUGAACA